CACUAACAUUGUGACACGAGAUUUUUAUAUGUAUAUUAGAAGAUAGAAGAAGAAGAUAAUGUAAAUAUUUAAAACUUUAAUUUUGUUAAACAAUUUUUAAUAAUUUUUUUUAUUGAAGAAAAAUUUAAAUUUUUGUUGUAUGAUGGCCACCACGUACUUAUAGUAUAAACUCACAGAUGAGUACAUACAUAUGUAACGCUUUUUUUAAAUAUUAUCUUAAUCUACUACCGUUAUGUUUUAAAUCAAUGAAACUUUCUGCUACUUUUAAUACCAUUUUAUGCAACGAUGUAUUACAAUUACAAUUUUCCAAUUUAUUGUUUUCAUAAACUUACAAAUUUCUAACGUCUUCUUAUUAAACGGACCAAAACGAUGCAUUAGAAGGCCGUAUAAAUACAAGGCAGUGAAGAUUUAUCAUCUCAUUUUGUCAAUAAAAUAAAACGAAAUAAAUAAAAGUGUAUAAGUCUGUGUGAACUAAUUAUUAGUUUUGGAACAUAAAAAACAAGUGCUUUAAUUAAAUAAAAAAGUGGAUUUGUAAGAAUAGUAGCAGCCAACAAAAUGACAGAGGAAACAAACUGUUUACGACCAGCAACUGCUGCACCUGUGCCUGGUGGUGGUGGGGAAUAUGUGUGGACACAUAGGGAGCCUCUAAUGCAUUUACAAAAGUAUACACCCUUCUUUCGUUUAAUUGAUUUUGUGGAAAAAACACGUACAAAACGUUUUUAUGAACCUGCUGAACGCUUCGAGAUUCUAAUGUCAGCGUGCAUACUAAGGCAUCCAGCACCGUUUUGUCAGAAUCGCCGUUUUCCUGAGGACUAUUGGGCAAAUUUGUCAAUUGGUCCAGUUGCCGAAGCUUUUGAUCGUUUAAUUGCUGCUCUAGAUAUACCCAGUCCCCAACUAUUAUCGCAAAUGAAUGCACAAGAUUGGGAUACGUGGAAGAAAAAAUUUGAUUUAGCCAUGGCAGACAUACGAAGACUCUCCUACUGUACAGAUUUGGAUAAAUUGGCUGAUAUUGGCAUUUUCAAUCGUCACACAUUCGAACAACGUUUCAACAUGCAGUGGCACGAAUAGAAUUUUGUACAUGCAUGCAAUGCAACAGAGAGUAUGAUAUGUAGUGCACAGAAGAGGUAGUAUAUAUAACAUGUGUAUGUUGUUAUUGUUUUCCCCUAUGUGGGUCAAGUUUAAAUAGGAUGAUGACGACGUUGUAAAAACAUAAUAAUGGUGGUGGUAUAUUUUGUUUAAGCAUCAUAUGCAUAGAAUAAAAUUGGGUUGAGUUUUUGUUUUUUUAUUUUUAUGUUAUGGGUUACAUAGAGACGAGAAGAAAUUGUCAAAAACCUAACUCUUGCAACAACAAAAUACAUCUUAAUCAAAGUAUUUUGUUGCUGUAUUAGGCAAAUGAUUUGUUUUAUUUUUGUUUGACAAAACGGAUGCAUAAUUCUUUAUGUUUAAAACCUUAUUAAUUUUUAAAAAUUACAUUCUGUUAGUUUCUCCUUUUUUUAAUCAAAUCAAUGUAAAACGAAUUUGUAUGUAGUCUCGUAUUAUAAUAAAUAACUGUAGUGUUUUAAUUUGUAAUUUAGAAUUAGUCAAUCGUAAAGGAAUUAUGUUUUAUACACACAAACAAUUUUGUGUGGUGUGAUAAAUAUAAAAUUUUUCUAUAUUGGUUGUGGUUAACAAAUUAAUAAAAAUGUAUGCAUGUCUCAUUUUGUAGGGAGAAAAAUACAUCAAAACACUAGUUUAAAACCUGUAGAGGCAGGAAAAUGAAUGGUAAUUUUAUUAUCUAUGUUACAUUUUUUUAAUUGUUUAGUUUAUUGCUUAAGUUGCUUUUGGCAUGGCGAAGGGAAAAACUUAA
Calliphora vicina (urban bluebottle blowfly) is the source of this 1846-nucleotide messenger RNA. RefSeq lists its product as uncharacterized. Lineage: Eukaryota; Metazoa; Arthropoda; Insecta; Diptera; Calliphoridae. Bases 556 to 1068 code for a protein of 170 amino acids. The transcript has a single exon. The record is from RefSeq and is a predicted model, not a curated record. Gene Ontology annotation, molecular function: structural molecule activity.